UUUUCCCAACACUACACCGAGAUCAAAACACCGCCCACUGUUGGUUUGAUGACAUUUUUUUUAAUCAACUCGCAGUAUCUCUUCAAGUUUGAACCAUUAGCAAUUUCUCUGCCUAUGAUUGAAGAAUUGAACUAACCAUCAAACGUAAUGUUUUACGCCAGCAGGAUUUUAACUUGGAGCCUGGUUUUGAAGUUUGCUAUUAUUCAGAGUGGGUUUGCAAAGUGUCAUAAUGAUGUCACUAUCUUGAAUCGUGCUGAUUACACAAUAAUCAGAGAAGAGCGAACCUGGAGUGACGCACGUGACUAUUGUAGAUCCGUUGGGAAGGAGCUUGCUAUCCUUGAAACAAAAGAGGAAUUUGAAUUUAUUCAGCAGCUGCUUCGAGAUCAGGCAAUUCGUCAUCAUUAUUGGCUUGGGGCUAGUGACUUAGAAAAAGAGGGUUCAUUCAAAUGGCUGGAUGGGAGCGAUCUGCCCUCGGAUUCCACUAUGUGGGGUACAAAUCAACCCGACAAUUAUGCUGGAAAGGAACAUUGUGUUCAUGUUCAUACAGCGAGGACAAAUGGCUCAUUCUUGAACGACAAUGUUUGUUCUAAAAAAUUCAAAAGCAUAUGUGAACAGGGCUCAUGUCCCGCCAAAACAUUCUCGAUCACCAAGGGUUACCAUCUCCAUGGCAAUGUCCUGAAAACAAUAGAAGUCUUCACCCUAAGUCAAUGCUGCAGUGCAUGCAUGUCUCAUUUGGAUUGUACUUCAGUGAACUUUGACCGCAGUGGAGCUAGUGGCGUAGAAACACGUGUUCGCAAAAUGUGUGAACUAAAUGGUUAUUCCAAGGCUGGUAAUGAAGACAGCUUUGUGGUGCGCAAGGGAGUUAUGUACGCAGAGUUGGAUAUGUAAAUUAGAUUCAUGAAUAAAUUAAUUAGUGGUACAUCAUUUAACAUGUACCCUGUCAGUUUCAUUUAAAAUUGUACAAACUGUACAAAUUGUAUUGUAUGCAAUGAGUUUAAUAUGUUGUUCUUAAAGGAUGUGUCAUUGUUGGGUUUGUGUCCAUGUUAUCAUGAUUUAUCGACAAAAUUAUCAAGAAAGAUACAAUAAAAGUCACAUGUAAAAAUUUCACAGUGCCUUUUUUUUGAGAAAACAGCAACAAAACUUUCAUGGUAUUUUAUCACGAAUGUUGAUUCAUGUUCAGUGAAGUGACACAGGGUAUCAAUCACACCUCUGGCUGUAUAGAUGGAUUGCAAUACGCGUCAUUGACAGCCAUCUUUGAUGUAUAGAUGGAUUGCAAUACGCGUCAUUGACAGCCAUCUUUGAUGUAUUUUACAUGUGAAAAGUGCACGAGAGUCAAGCGAAGCACGUACACGCGUGGUACUACAACAAAUUUGAAUCCGAGAACAUUGACAGUAGCGUUUCUCAGAUAGCACAUUUUUCUUCCUGCAUGGAAAUAACUGCUCCAGAUUUUUGUCAAUAUCUAUAAAAAAUGCUACUACCUUUAGAAAAUACUUUUUCACAGAAUAGUUUUAUGGUAUAAAAAGUACAAAGGAUUGAAACAGACAUUGGGUUCUAAUUACAACCCCUUGAGAGUAGCAGGCAUGCAACUGCCCGUUGAAAAAAAAGAGGAACAUUUUCAAAGGCACAACGCAAGUGCAGAGCG
Messenger RNA from Asterias rubens (European starfish), 1642 nucleotides. Its product is annotated as C-type lectin lectoxin-Lei1-like. The coding region runs from base 148 to 888 and encodes 246 amino acids. The transcript has 4 exons. The record is from RefSeq and is a predicted model, not a curated record. Lineage: Eukaryota; Metazoa; Echinodermata; Asteroidea; Forcipulatida; Asteriidae. Gene Ontology annotation, molecular function: signaling receptor activity.